This is a messenger RNA of Sorex araneus (European shrew), 9257 nucleotides long. RefSeq names its product ADP ribosylation factor like GTPase 5A (gene ARL5A). The record is from RefSeq and is a predicted model, not a curated record. The transcript has 6 exons. Lineage: Eukaryota; Metazoa; Chordata; Mammalia; Eulipotyphla; Soricidae. Bases 282 to 821 code for a protein of 179 amino acids. Gene Ontology annotation, cellular component: trans-Golgi network; cytoplasm. Gene Ontology annotation, molecular function: GTP binding; GTPase activity. Gene Ontology annotation, biological process: intracellular protein transport; vesicle-mediated transport; protein localization to Golgi membrane.
GCCGCCGUGAGCGGCCGGGGGAGGACGGUGGCCCGCGAGGCUCGUCGCAGACAACGCGGCGGCGAUGUCCGCGCGCCAGGCGGGAGCCGCGGCGGCAGCGGCUGGGCCUCGCGCGCGCCGGGCCGGGCCGGGCUUCCUCCCUGCGCUCUCUGGGCAGCGGGCCGGCGUCCGGCGCGGGGGCGGCGGCGUUGGCGGCUCCGGCGCGGCUCUCUGCUCCGCUUGCGCCUGAGCCCCGGCGGCCGGGCGGCCCGGCGGGGCGGGGCGGGGGUCCCCGCCCGAGAAUGGGCAUUCUCUUCACCAGGAUCUGGAGGCUCUUCAGUCACCAGGAGCACAAAGUUAUCAUUGUUGGGCUGGAUAAUGCGGGGAAAACUACCAUUCUUUAUCAGUUUUCCAUGAAUGAAGUUGUCCAUACGUCUCCUACAAUAGGAAGUAAUGUAGAAGAGAUAGUGGUUAAUAAUACACGUUUUCUAAUGUGGGAUAUUGGUGGCCAAGAAUCUCUUCGUUCUUCCUGGAACACUUAUUAUACCAACACAGAGUUUGUGAUAGUUGUUGUGGACAGUACCGACAGGGAAAGGAUUUCUGUGACUAGAGAAGAACUCUACAAAAUGUUAGCCCACGAGGACCUAAAGAAAGCUGGAUUGCUGAUUUUUGCUAAUAAACAAGAUGUUAAAGAAUGCAUGACUGUAGCAGAAAUUUCCCAGUUUUUGAAACUAACUUCUAUUAAAGAUCACCAGUGGCAUAUACAGGCAUGCUGUGCUCUUACUGGCGAGGGGCUAUGCCAAGGACUUGAGUGGAUGAUGUCACGACUUAAGAUUAGAUGAUCUCCGUGACCUCCUCUCUCAUGGACUUUGUAUGAACGAAGUGCUGGACUUUCCCUGAAAGCUGCAAAAAUUCAUGGUUUAGAUAUAUUUAUAAUAAACUGAUUUAAACUUUUUCUAUAAGAAGAAAAAUUAGGACCACUUAUUUGAAAACAAAGAUGAAGCCUCACUCCCAAUCUACUUUCUCAUUAGUUCCUUCCAAAGCAAGGUCUUAAAGCUGUGAUUGACGUGUUUCUUACAAUGAAUCCUCUCAGGACAUUGAGUGGCCUGUGGUAAGUGUAACGGGAGAGGAAACAUUUACCUUCAAGAGCUUUAUUAUCAGUAUCACCCUCCCUAGUUGAAUGUUGUUCUCUUGUUUCAUUAAGUCAAAAUACAAAUCAGCACAAAUCAGUUUCCUCUUUUAAAAUGUAAUGUUACUUAUAAAAAGUAUUUUGCAUAAAGUUGUGUAUGUAUUGUGUAAAUACCUCAAGUUCCAGUAAAUGACUUUGAUUUAUGUUCUAAGGAAAAGUGGAUAACACAAAAAUUAAUAAUAUUCUUAGUAUAACCAUAAUGCAAUGAGUACUGGUAUUGAUGUUAAAUGCCUUUUUCCUCUGUGUUCUGUCUUGUACUAACCACCCACACCAUCACCACCUCCAAAUUAUUGAGCUGCUCUUGAAAGAAAGAAAAAGGGGAAAAGCUUGACAUUGUUUAUCUGUUUUUUUGUUGAUCAAGUCACAUGCAUGGAAACCUAAUCCAGUUGAGUGGGUAUCUUAUCAUAGUCUUGCGUAGCCUCAAUGGUAGAAUUUCCCAUUAAACUAUCAGCUGUUCCCUUUGACUGGAGCUUAUGCCAUCUGGGUUACUGACUAAAUUACUAAUCCAUUAAUGUCAGUCAUUAAUUAUGGUUAAAAUUAAUGAUUUUUUUCAGCAUUAGUGGAAAGCUGUUUUAUAAAACAUGUCUAUCCAGACAAGUAUCACCCUAUAAAUACUAUUAAAUAAUUUAGCUAGAAUUCUAAAUUUAGGUAUUUAGUUAAAAGCAUUUGAAGUAAAUUUGAGAUAAAACUUACUUCCCGAGCAACAAAAAUUUCUUAAAUUAAAAUUUUGUUUCUUAGGAAUUAGAAUAAUUUGAGAUAUUCCUGUUUCUGUGGGUCUUCACUUUAUCUUCUUACACAACUACAAAGUGCAAAUUUUUAAUGAUCUUAAGAAUCUGUAUUAAAAUCUAAUUUUUUUAAGCUAAGAAGUAAUGGCUCAAAAUAUGUUUUUUGUUUACUUAGGUUUUUGUUUUAUAUCUUUCUAAUUUCAUAAAAUCAGUGGUAUUUCUGUUGUAACUGCACAAAAACUUCAAUGUGUUUAAACAUAUUUUUGGGAUACUUUGUGAAUCUCAUGCCCUCAAAAUCUGAAGGCAAAUCCAAAUUGGCUUGUUACCAGAUAUUCAAAGAAAUAAUGACUUAGAAUUCAUAAGAAUUUUGAUUAGAAAUAAUAACAUAGCAUAUUCUAUAAACUGGCAAAACUUUGAAAGUUAUUUUCUACAAAAUAUACAGCACUUAAUAUCUAAAUCCAGGUCAGCAUGGAAGAUCUAUAUUGAAUACGGAAUGUUUUGUAGUUUAUAUGAUAAUGUUUAAAAUGCAAGUACAAAAUUUUAAUAUUUGCCAGCAUGCUUUGUAAAUCCUAAAUUCCUAAACUUGCUCAUAUUUAAUGUUUUAAAAUCUCAAUAAGGAUUUACUCGUUUAUUAAAAACUUAAAUCUGUUUUACUGCAGUUUUAUCAGAGACAAAUAUUCCUUAAAAUAGCCCAGCAGAUCCAUUACUUUUUUUUUUUUUUUGCUUUUUGGGUCACACCCAGCGAUGCUCAGGGGUUACUCCUGGCUUUGAACUCAGGAAUUACUCCUGGCGGUGCUUGGGGGACCAUUUGGGAUGCCGAGGAUCGAACCCGGGUCGGCCGCGUGCAAGGCAAAUGCCCUACCCGCUGUGCUAUCGCUCCGGCCCCUCCAUUACAUUUUUUAUCCUUUAAUUUGAAUAACCACGGUGUUUUGAACUCUGCCAUAUCAUUUCAACAGUAUACUAGCCCACUUUCUUGUCAUCAGGUAUUGGUUGAAAUGUAUUCUUAAUUAGGUGAUUGAAGCAUGUGCUCCAUUGUUAGAGUUGUUUUCACGGUGGACUAUUUACAUUAACACUAUGAGAAUGCAUGAGAUCUUAUAUAACACAUUUAAAAGACCUGAUUUUUUUUUGUUGUGUUCUACCCUUCUAAGCAUAAGAAACAUAGUAGUAUCUAUAUAUUAUGCAUAAAAUGAAAAUUGGGAGAAAAUUUAAAUUCUGGUAUGAAAAUAUGUCAAAAUCAUGUUAACAGUAUUACACUUCCAGAUAGGUGGGGAGCUUCGUGUAUUGUCAGUUUACAUGCAGCUUAAGAUGGAGUUAAACAAAGGACAGCGCUCUUGUGUAUAUGUUCUUUCUGGGUAUAAACAGAUAUUUAUGGUCAUUGCGCUCAGCUUUAAAAAGAGUAAAGCUUCAUACCUCUGUACAUGUGGGUGGAUUUAAAUAUAAUGUGCUUAAUACUAAUUUUGAAUAACUUCUUGAUAACCUGGUAAAAGUAACUAUGCUAUAUUCAUUUAAAUAUGUUUAUUUUGUCAUAAUUAGCAUUUUAAUUUAUAUCUUACAGAUUAUGUGAGGAUUCUUGUUUGAAAGUUUCACUUCUGCAGCAGCGCUCAUGAUAGGGCAAAGAGUGUAUUGAAAGCAGAUGGUUUGGGGGAUGGGAGGAGGGAGGUAGGGAAUAAAUCAUGACAUUUUGCCUUAAGUAUUAAGCAGUACUUUAGCACUGAGGAUAGGCACUUUUCAUGCAGGUAUAGUAAAAUGGUUUUAGAAGUAUAGUAUGAAAUAGAAGAGUUUCUGUUUCUCAUCCUUAAGAAGUGCCUCAUCAGUAGUUACAGUGAGACCACAGAGAAGCCCAGAGAGCUUGAGGAAAAGCAGGAAGUCCCGGUUGGUUUUCCGUUUUGUUUAAGUGAAUAGUAUUGAGAUGCCUAGAAAUGGGAUUCAGUUGUCCCUGAUCUUUCAGGCACUUUAUAUUUCUUGCUGUGACUAUGGCAGCCACAAAACAGUACAGAAAACCUCAAAAUCUGUUUAUAUUUAUGUAAAUAGGAAAGCUGUAGAGAAUUUUCUAGUUUUCUCUGCAGGCAAUUUUGAGAAUAUAUCUGUAGUCUGUUCUACUAUGUGUACAGGAGAUAGCAGCACAUCCCGGACUAUCUGUGAACUGUCUGUGCUCUCCCAACUGCCAGAUAAUAUUCUGUCAAUCUCUUCCAAGACUGGGUAAAAACAUGAUUUCUUUGCAUGAUUUAACUAUGACUUCUUUGUCCAAUAUAAUCUGGACAUUCUUGCUUCAAGAUGAGCUUUCCCAUCUCUCUUUUGCUAUUCUUCACUCACCAGCAAUGGAGAUAGAUUAUCCAAACUCUGUAUACCUAUUGUUCCCCAAAGUAGUUUCUAAGGUACUCCAGUUCUUUGCUCUCCAACCACUGACUUGAUUGGUCUGUGUCUUGUUCCUAUGAGAGUAUAUUGUCAGAGUUGCGAGUCAGUCAACAGACUGGCUUGCUGGCUUUAUAAUUUGUGAAUGCCAGUUAGAAUUCUUUAAGUUAUACUGUAUUUAACAUCUUAAUGUUUCAUAAAGUUUUGGCUUUACAUUGAUAAAAAGUAAAUUCAGAAUGAGAAGAGACUACCUAGACUACCAUUUCUUUGAGUUAUUCCUCAGAGAGGGAUGUGUAUUGUCUUCCCAUUACCAAAACUGAGUUGUGUUUAGAGAGUAGCAAUGUGAGUUAGAGAAAGAUGCCAAACCAAAUUUAUACACAGUAUUGAACUUGAAGACUUCUCUGUUUUAAACCACAAUCUACUUUCCAUUUUUUCUCUUAUGUUAAUAAAAAAAUAAACAUUAGAUGUGUGAAGGAAUUAGUAAUGAGACGCCAGUCUUGACAAAACAAAUUUGUAGAAAUGACCUUUAAAAGACAUCUGAGUAAUCAUGUGUUGACUUUGUGCUUGCAGAGGUACAUAGAAAAUACUUCCACUCUCACAAAAAUAAAACUUCGUAUUAUGCCCCCUUAAAGAAUGAGGAUUUUAAUAAAAGAAAGCCAGGAAUUAAAAGCUGGAUGCAAGCAGUGACUGAUUGAUUCUAUUUAACUCUAAAAACUGUGUGUGUAAUUGUGAAGAAAUAUAAAAGGGUGGAGUUGGGUUAAUUAUGCAAUAUUUCCUAACAGUUGUGUAGCUUUUGUGUAUCCUAAAUACUGAAGUUUGAUUCAUUACGAUCUUGCCUGCUAGAUGCACUGUUCUUGGUAGAAAAUUCUGAUUGUCUGUACUCAGGAAGUGCCUAAAAUUGAUUUGUGUUGAUUGUUAAGUCCCUCUAAUAAAUUAUAUAUGUAUGUGUUUUCUAUAUGUUCUUGGCUUACUGAUGACACACACUGAGGGGUUCUCAGUUGUACUCUGUUCUUAGAUUUAAAAAGCUUCAAAAUUGGAUAUAGCCACCAAGAUCCUGGUCAAAUCAUAGUUUAAGGAAACAUGAGUGGAACAAUGUUUCCUUUUCUUCUGAAAAAGUAUUCUUUGAUCCUGGCGUUAGUUACUAUAAAGAUUAGAAAACUGAACUCUGUUUCUGUUUUUUAACAGGCAGGAAACAGUUCUAAAACACCAGUAAAGAUUUGCUCCUUGUUCAGGGGUAGCCUCAACUUCCCGUGCUUGGUCUUGGUUAGUAAUUUGAGUCAUUUCAUUUAGAUAUUAAACCAUUUUGUGAGUAUAAAUUCCAAAAUUCUUGCCCUUUGUUUAACAAAUUCUUUUUUUAAACCACAGUAUUUGAUAGAACCCUAUUAUGUUUCAUACGCUGUUCCUCCUUUCAGUUUGCUUCUCCCUUACCUUAAGGUAUAAUUACAAAUUAUGGUUGCGAGAUGUCCAUGUUUUCUUGGUUGUUGCUUUUGUUUCUGUGCUCAGGUUUAUUCCAGUGGUGCUCGGGGCCAUGCUUUGCCAAGGGAUCGAACCAGGGUUCCAGCGUGCACAGUUUGCACUUCAGCUUGUUGAGCCAUCUCCUUGCCCCCUGGACCAUAUUUUCAAUGAUUAUGAUCACAUUUAUAGGUUCAAUCAUCUUGUGUGGAAUGUGAAAUUUGUAUAUAGAUGUAUUUUUCAGUAAUAUGUACUGUCCUCCCAGCCUUCUUAUAUUGAUGAUCUACAUAGAGUUCCAUUUUUUUUUUUUAACCUGAAAACAGUCCUUUGAUUUGGAGUAACUUUGGGCCAGAAAGAUAGUACAACCUACUGUCGGGUGUUUGUUCUGCAUAUAUCUGACCCGUGUCCAACUCCCAAUGCCCAGCAUUGUCCCCUCGCCAUCACCGCCAGGAGUGAUCCCUGAAGAUAGAGCCAGAAGCCUGAGCAGUGUGACCUAGACCCCACUCCCUCCAAAAUAAUGGAAAACGCCUUUAAAAUAAGUAUGUUCUGCUAUAGACCUUGAGAAGAGGUGGCAGCUGUAGAGCACUUUUGGAGGCAUUUCCAAGGUACUUUAUUGAGGAGGAAGCUCUGAUUAUUUCUAACAAGGACCCAAUUUCUAGAGAUAAGAAAAUGUACAGUCAGUUUGUGAUUAAACUAAUUUUUUAAAACUGUACUAUUUUUAAAUAUGAAAACUUAGAUUAUUGUAACUAUUAGCUAUGAAUCUUCCCUGCUUAUUAUAUUUUCCUAAGGACACUUAGAUGAAAUUAUAUCUAACUAGUCUCUUUGUGUUUGAACUCACACAUUGAACUCCGUGUCACUGUCAUCCCAUUGCUCAUCGAUUUGCUCGAGCAGGCACCAGUAACGUCUCUCAUUGUGAGACUUAUUGUUACUGUUUUUUGGCACAUCCAAUAUGCCACGGGUAGCUUGCCAGGCUCUGCCAUGUAGGCGCGAUACUCUCGGUAGCUUGCCAGGCUCUCCAAGAGGGGCAGAGGAAUUGAACACGGGUCAACCUCGUGGAAGGCGAACACCCUACUGCUGUGCUAUCCCUCCAGCCUGAACUCCAUGUAUAUUGACAUAAUUUAGUACAAGCAACUCAGAAAACCUUUUGAAAAUGUCUAGGUCUACUGUACCAGAAUUUCUAAUAUGAAAAGAUUCUGACUUAAACUUUGCUUGCCGGAACAGUGGAAAGUCUGUCUCUUUUUCUUAGCAUCCUAUGAAUUUGUGUUUCUCUGUAUCUUAGGGGGAUUUUCAUACUCGAAGAAUAUUCCCCAAAGUGAGUAUCUUACCGUGCUUGGGUGCUCUUGAAUGCCUUCGGUGCUGAUACAGUAGGUACCUAGGGAAAUAAUGCUUCAAGGCCUUCUUGACAACAUGCUGCAUGGACAGCUUGGGGUAGGGAGUGUCAGACUGAAGUAAGGAAGCCUCUUCCGGCAGAGGCAGUACACAGCAGCUUUGCAGAUCUGGAGCUUGAGUAUACUUGUAGUACUGUCCCUGUUUCCGACACAGACUGGAAAAUGCCUGGCUCCAGAAAUGUCAGGUAUUGAGUCUAGUGAUCGGUAACAGGCCUUGUUUCUAAUGAAUAACGGAAUACUACACUGUCAAGAUGUGUUUGAGGGGAAAUAAUGACUAAGAUGUUUGGUGAUUUCCUUGCCUAAUAUAUACAUUAACUUUUUAAAGAUGCAUGUUAACCUGGGAGAAAGUAUUAUCUCUGCUUUAUGCUUUGAAUAAGGAAAAAAAUCAAAUUGUUACUCUAUUCUGUGGUAUUACAUAUCCCUUUUCUUUCGAGAAGGUUGAUUAUAAAUAGUUUCUGUUUAUGUUGUUUUUUUUAUUCCAGUUUAUCUUCUAAAUUUGCGCAGACUUGGUGAUGGCAGCUCUGUUACUGGUCAGGAUUUCUAUGCCAGGAUAAUUCAAAAGACAACUGCAGACAUCUGUUCUCUAGGAAUCUUUUUAUGGAAAUAGGAAUCUUUUUUUUUUUUUAUGGAACUUAGUUGAUUAAUAGGAAGCUUUCUUUUACUUCUGGAUAUUUUAAUUAGAAAUGAGCCUGAUAGUGACCAGUUUGUAUGAGAAAAGCCGAGUAAUUGGAAACAAACAUAUGAACGUGGGCAUUCAUGUGAAUGGCUGAUAGUAAAUGAAGAAACAUAAGGUUCGGGAGAGAAGUGUGUGCCGUGCCUGUGUCUAUUUGAGUGUGUGUCCUCCACUGGAGUGCACGGGUGCUAAUGGCCAGGAGUGUUGUUUACAAUUUAUGUCUCAGUGCUGAGGAAUAUUAAUUUUGUUGAGCCACCCCACCCCUGCUGCACCGUGGUAGGUUUUUCUUUCUUUUGUGAUUGUGUCGUACUGUUUUUUUUUAAAUUUAUAAUUCUAAUUUAAUCUGUUGUGUUUCAAAAGGGAUCCAAGAAGACUGUGCUUCUUUCUCUUCUCUUCUCUUCUCUUCUCUUCUCUUCUCUUCUCUUCUCUUCUCUUCUCUUCUCUUCUCUUCUCUUCUCUUCUCUUCUCUUCUCUUCUCUUCUCUUCUCUUCUCUUCUCUUCUCUCUUUUUCCUUUUUGGGUCACACCUGGCAAUGCACAGGGGUCACUCCUGGCUCAUGCACUCAGGAAUUAAUCCUGGCGGUGCUCAGGGGACCAUAUGGGAUGCUGGGAAUCGAACCUGGGUCGGCCGCAUGCAAGGCAAACGCCCUACCCGCUGUGCUAUCGCUCCAGCCCCCAAGAAGACUGUGUUUUUAUCAUUUGCCUAAGAAAAAGACGCAUUUCCUUGAAGAUGACCUGAGAAUGUCAUGCAGUGCAAAUAAACUUGUACAAAUUUCAUUCAUUUGAAAUCUUUAUGACUCUAUAUCAAGGAAUAUCAGGAAUGUUCCAGAGUUUAUCAUAAGCAACUGUGUACACUCAAAUUCUAAAUGAUAUAACAGUACUUCUCUGGGGGAGAAAAAAUUCCUCAUGUCUUUUUACUUUCUAGUUUUGAUAUCUGGAAUAUCCCUUCUUAGUAAAUACCUUUAUUCCUUGAAGAAAAAAAAAGAUAUAUCUCAACAUAGAAUAGCCUGUCACAGUCCUUUUGAAUACACAUAUUCCUUACAGUCGGUACCAGCACAUUGAGAUUCUUUUGAUUUGGCUGCCCAGAUGAGCAGUCAUUCACAUCACUGUUUUUCAUUCUAGCAGAUCAUCUGUUUGAAACAAUUCCAGUGUUUGGAUGCUCCUGGUGUGUAGAUUCUCAAAUAAUACUGCAUUCCCAGUUGUAUUCUUAUAUCCGGAGCAUAGGAACGGGCAUCUUCCUCUCAAAGAUCAUUUUCAUAGGAUUUUAUCUGUAAAUCCAGAAAUUACUGAUUAAAUGUUAUAAACUUUUGAGAAUGCCUGUUUUUCAUACUCCAUUAAUGCUGUAUAUCUCAAAAGCCCCUUCUUUAAUAAAAGGAUAGACUCUUGCUUUAUUUUGUAUUGAUUGAAACUAUUCUACAGAUUUCAGUUUCAGUUUUUGUUUUGUUCAUUUAUUGGGAUUUUAGUUUUUUCUUGUGAAUGAAAUAAAUUCUUUAAAAAGUA